Messenger RNA from Brassica napus (rape), 1078 nucleotides. RefSeq lists its product as uncharacterized. The coding region runs from base 601 to 939 and encodes 112 amino acids. The record is from RefSeq and is a predicted model, not a curated record. The transcript has a single exon. Lineage: Eukaryota; Viridiplantae; Streptophyta; Magnoliopsida; Brassicales; Brassicaceae.
AUAUAAAUAGUUAAUGCAUCACUAACUUGAGAGGUUAAUCACCGACUUUUGUUAAAUUAUUGCCACAUACUUGCGUUUUGAUUAAGUCAAAGCCACAAACUUUACUGGAAUUGAAAACUACCACCUGUUUGCUACACUCAUCAUCAUUGUAAAAUCUAAUGACUCGACAAUUCCCAACCAUUCAGUGUCCUCUACACUAUCAUUACACAACACCUUCAAACUGAAACUAGUUUUGAGGUGGACAUUUCUCGGUCGUUGGUUAGUUAGGUGAUGAUCAUCAAUAAAACCCACUCCCUACCAUUUUAUAAUUUUAAUUAAGCAACACCACAACCUUAUAAUAAUUUCUGAUUGUAUUGAUAAAUUUCGUUACAUAUAUUAUUUUUGGACGAAGAGAUGGCAAAACUGUAAUUCAAAGAGGAGUUCACUAAACGUGCAAGCGUCCUCUCUCCCACUCUUCUUUGUCACACACGCAGAAAUCGCAUCCUUCUUUUGCUCCUCUUCCUUAAGGCAAAUCUCAUUCAGAUCGUCUCAUCUGCAAAGAAAAAUAAAUAUUUAAUUUGGUUAGUUUCUCGUCGAAAUUUGGAUGUGCUGUCGUUUCCAAUGGAGCCAAUUCUUAGGAAAAUCUCAGCGUCGCCUUGGCCGGUUCUUGUACAAGCCGCCACGUGGACAUUGCUCCUAAUGCUGACGGUGGGUUUUGCGUCUUUCGCACCAGAGAUGGCGUUUGUGUCUACAUUGUCAUCUUCCUCAAAUCUCUGCGACGGAGGAAAUGGGUUGGUGAGGAUUCCAAUUGAUUUACCGGGAGAGAUGGUGUGCGUGCCGUCUGAAACAGUUAAGCGAUCAGCUUUCGACCUUUUCGUGCCGACGAUAUUCGCAGGAGUUAUGGUCGUUGCAUCAGUCUCUCUAAUCCGAUCGUGUUUUGGGAUGGAAACCCACAUAUAACGUGACUCUUUUGAAAAAAAAAAAAAAAAAAAAAAAAAGUGACUCUUUUGAAAGCUCGUUUAAAUUAUUGCGUUUCUAGCUUAAUCCAAUGUAGAAACUAGUGUCUCGAGUCACUACCUUAAUACACUUUUUUUUUUUU